Bombus terrestris (buff-tailed bumblebee) is the source of this 5867-nucleotide messenger RNA. RefSeq lists its product as uncharacterized. Lineage: Eukaryota; Metazoa; Arthropoda; Insecta; Hymenoptera; Apidae. The coding region runs from base 483 to 3380 and encodes 965 amino acids. The transcript is spliced from 7 exons. Gene Ontology annotation, molecular function: protein binding. The record is from RefSeq and is a predicted model, not a curated record.
GACCGCGACAUGACGAACGCCCGGCAGCACCGAGGUGCGGGCAGUCUGCGCACGGACAUCGAUCGAAGCUCACGUUCACAUCCACUCCUCGAAAUUCCCGGUGUUUUCUUUUCGAUUCGUUGACACAUCGUGAACAAGCAAGGUCGGGACGCGAACCAUUGCCACGCGAUUUAUCACACGUCUGCUCUCCGCUCCUGUGAGUCGUGCCUCGGUGUAGUGACACUUGUGCCUUUCGGAAAAAAAAGACUAAAAAUCAUCGUCGUCCUGGGAGACCGAUUCUACUACCCUGCCAACUCCUCCUCUACACCCUGUGAAUCGUCACACGUAUACGCGUCGAUCGAGCAGUAGCAUGGUCCGCAACUAACCUCUAUUCGUGUUUGUACUCCACCGAUACAACCAUACCAAUAGAGAAUAUCGAUCAAUAAUGCUGUAAAACUUUGACCGCCAGUUUUUGUUUAAAAUAGCAGUGAAAUCGUGGCAGAAUGUUUAAGCGGUUGUCAAAAUCAAGGCGUCAUAGUGCCGACGACGUGGCCCUUUCGUUGUCGAGCCCGACGACCCUGGACGAGCCACCGGGGACGUCGACGCCGCGGGACAACUGUCAGAGCAUCAGCCCAGCCGCCCUGCUGAGGGUUUCGAGGACAAAGUACACCAGGAGAAGCUGCGGGGACGCGAGCGCCAUGCAAGCAUUGCUCGCCACUAAACAGGAACAGGAGCAAGACGUCGCCGAGGCCGAUUAUCAAAUGGUCACGGCCGUUCCUGCGUUCAUCGUCGAACACGAGCCCGAGAAACAGCGUGGCUCGAGUUUUGGAGUCUGGGGUCGUAGAAUGAGCAAGAAGAUAGAUUCGUUCCGGCGGGCUGGUUCCCGCGAAACGAUCUGCUCCAUUUCCGAAAGGUCCGACGCCGGAAACGGUAGCGCUAAUAACAAUAACAGUUGCACGGCAGCUAACAAUAACAAUAUUAGCCCGAAAACGGACAAGUUAGUGCCAGAUCUGAAGCAAGAUAGCAAGCUAGAAAAGAGAAUACCGGGAACUUUUCAUAGAUCACCUUCUCCCUUUAAAUCGUUCUUCAUCCGCAUGGGUUCCACGGGAAUGCUCAACUCGGCGAGAAGUAACAGACGUUCGCAAAACAUGGACGAGAGACUAAAGACCACUGAGAAGGAAAAUUUGUUUAGAAGUUGUAGCACUAGUCAGCUGAACACCAGCCCGACUUACGUAAAGGGAGACGACCCCUCGGAAGGGAUCGAUUUACAGAUCUCGAACCGCAAGGAUAAAACCGUAUCUUGCGACAAUCUAGCGGAUCGUCAAAAUGACGACGCGUUCGACGAGCAUAUCGGAGCCGCUACCGCGAGCUUAUAUUCCCUGGGAAACCCAUCGAUAACGAGCUUCAGCCCUUGUGACUUUGGUCAGUCCCGAAACGAAUCGCCGAUGCGGAAGAGCAGUAGUUGUGACUUCAAGGAAGCCAAGAAGUCUAGCUUUCCGUACGCUUUCCUACGGUCGAAACUAUCCGUCCUACCCGAGGAACGUCACAGUACGUUCGCCUCUAAAGACGAACGACUGUUCAAGACUGCCUCUGAGGAACAUUUCCCCGCGUUAAAGAUCGAGGAUACGUAUACCGGAACGACCACGCUUGGACGUCGUCGUACCAGGAAUGGCAACAUGACCAGGGGAAAUCCGAACAAGUCUCAGGAACAGCCCACCUCGAAAAGCGGACGGAACUCGUACACUGAGUUUCGGAGGAGUUCGAGCAGAUGCGAAGAUAGGUACAGUCUAAACCCUGGUCAUUUGGAGAGGAUUGACGACAACUUCCAGCAGGAAGAUACGGGCUGCUACAAUUCGUACGAUAGCAGUCCGAUGUCCCUUCGAGGUAACGCGACUGUUCAGCAUCCAGAAACUGGCCAGGAUAGAGUCGACUUUGCCGGAAGGAUCAACGAGUCUCGAUUUUCCGAGACGUCCUCGUUAAACGUAGACCUGGACAUGGUAGCAGCGUUGAGGAGCCACAGACGCAACUCCGCGCCCAGUGGUGAGCAGAGGCUUUCCUCUCAUUAUGUCAGCUCGAACGAGUCUGGCUACGACAGUGACGGGCCUAGAGGAGAGUCAGCGGCAGCUUCGGAAAAUGAAGGUUUAAGUUUGAAGUGUACGGAUAGUUCGGAUACUAGCAGCGUGGUCGAUUCGGAACUGGAGAAGCCUAUCAGGAGCUCUACUCCCAGCGAGUGCCAAGAACAGGAGAACAGCAACGAUACCAGGAUGAGAAAGCUUUCCGAGACAGAUGUCGUUCGGGCUGGCACGUCUGAGUUGAAUGACGGUAUAGACGGGCUUAGGUGGCAUCAGAGUAAUUCGGGGAGAUUGCUGCCGAGCAUUCAUCAGACGUACGACGAUGUCAUGAUGAAUUCUCAGUUUCCAAUUUGCGGGAACGGUCUGACCGCGUUGCAAAGUUCACCAAAAUCGCUGGAUAUCUCACCGCAUCGAAUGAGAUUACAACAAGACAAGAGCAGGUUUCUCAGUGACAUAAUUCAACCACCGAAGAGGGUUAGACGAUGUCGAUUGGUACAACUGAACAAGAGAGAUCCAAAAGAAAAUUUGGGUAUCCGCUUGGCGCAGCAACGUUUAGGCGAGUUGCGGUAUAUCGUCGUUCAGUUGGAAAGCGAUGGAAUAGCGCAUAGAGACGGAAGACUAAGGCUCGGUGAUGAGAUCGUCGAGGUUGAAGGGAAGGAGUUGAGGACACUGGAAAGCCUGGAGGAGGUCCAAGAGUUUCUAAGAUCUUUCACCGGUAAUAAAAUACGUCUGAUGACCGCGUUCGAGGAGACAGUGCCGCAGGUGUAUGUCAGCCCUCCGACUUUACCUGGGGAGUACGAGUACCUGGAAAAUGCAAAGAAUCUUUCGAAUCUGUCGUUGAUCGACAGUGAAACGAGGCAAACUGUACAAUCGAAUCAAUCGAGGACACCUGCUGCGGACGAAGGCGUUCAGUCGACGAAGAGGCCAGACUUUCUGCCGCUUUCUUGCAUGUCCAAAGAACGGAAGGGCGUGGAAAGUAAUUUGGAAUCGACGAUAGAGCCGCAACAUUACUUAUCGAGACACAUUGCCAAAUUCGAGAAGGGUUACGGCAAGCCUAGUCUCGGUUUCAGCGUGGUGGGUGGCAGAGACAGCCCUCGCGGUGAAAUGGGCAUCUUCGUGAGGAGGAUUUUCCCCGGUGGUCAAGCUGACGUCUCCAAGUCGCUGUUCCAAGGUGACGAAAUCCUAAGUUUAAAUGGAAAGGUGCUGCGUGGCUACACACACCAGGAAGUUAUCGAAUUGUUCAAAGCAGUAAGAGAAGGCCCAGUUGAAUUGGAAAUCACAAGGAGACACAGGUAUCCAAAAAGUACUCAAAAAUCCGCGCCAUGCUGAAAAGGAGGCAACGUGGACGAAGCUGCCCACAGGAAGUGCUCUUUCGGUUUAACUCUAAGCGAUUUAGUGUUCGCUGCAUACGAAGUUUUAGGAUUCUAGUCUAUCAGAACGAAUCUUUGAUCUUUGAUGUUUGUUUCAAUUAAUUUAUUUACUGCGGUGCCGCAGUUGCGUAGGAAUUAAGUGUAUUAUCAAAUUAUUAUUAUUAUUAUUAGUUAUUAUUGACUAUUAUUAUGUAUUAUUUUUAUUAUUAUGUUAUUAUUAUUAUGACUGUAAGAUUUUAUAGAGAUACGUUACAGCAGCGUGAAUUCAUUGUAUACGAUUUCUGACAUUAUUAUUAUUAUUAUUAUUAUUAUCAUUAUUAUUAUUAUUAUUAUUCUUGUUGUUAUUACUAUUAUUAUUAUUAGUAUUAUUAUUAGGAUUAUUAGGAUUAUAGAGGACAAUAAAAGGGCCGUAAUUUAAAGGUGCUUAAGGAUCUGUUAUGCGUAACAAUGAUGUGCAACGAUCAACGAAACAACUUUUGAACAGUUAUUAAAUAAUAAUUUUAUUUUCAAGGGACUUUACAAAUUUACAAUAUGUACAGGUUCCCAAUUCAUUUUUACAGAGGUCACAAAGUAUUUUCUUCGUUUUUGCAAUCUUCUUGUACAGCUUCUCUUCACGUGUCGACGAGCAAAAGAUCUGCGCACGACUUAGCCUUCGUUGUCCUGAAAGAUAAUGUCGUGAAUUAUUUAAGAUACCAUUCUUACUCUCAAACUGUAAUAUAUUUUAUACAAUUAAGGUAUUAGUAUAUAUCGUGCUGGUUACGUAAGAAUUUAGGUUCGGUUAUUGUUGCUAAAUAAUCACUAAGAUCGCUGUAUGGCGAAAAUAUUCACAUUCCUACGAUGUUUAUGGAGAAAAUGUACAUAAAUGUAAGGAAGAGAAAAUUAUAAAUAUUUUGGAAAUACAGGAGGCAAAAUAACAUGAAAGGGCUGUGCUUCCCAAGUAUAAUUUAGGCACUAUGUAUUUUUUUUUGCACUGUUUAGUUGUAAUUCCAAAUUUUACGCACAGGCUGCUAAAAGAUUUCAAUUUCAUUUUUGUAGAUCCACUCUUACAAAUGAAAUAUAUUGAGGAAAAGUGUGACUCAUUCCCUUUUUACAUAAUCAGCAUGACUGUACUAAAGUUGAAAUUUUAUAACAGUCUUAUGUUAACUUUAUGAAUUUCUUUCCUAUAAAAUCAGCUAACGUUAAUACUAGAGGACACUGAUAAAAAUCAUAGAAAGCUGUGCGUAACAGUACAGUACUGCCAUACUUACUGUAAUUCUUUAUUUUUAACGCGUCUACAAAGAUGCAAGGCAAUCGGUCCAGUUUUGAUGUUACGGAAUAGCUGAACGGCUUUUUUAUGGGUCAAGUCGUGGCAAACGUGGCCAUUCACUGCCAAGAUCUCGUCACCCGCACGCAAACGGCCAUCUUCCGCGGCUUGCCCUCCUGGCAAUACCGAUUUUAUAAAGAUACCUGUAAUAAAUAUAUACGAUAAUUACUACGAAUUAUGCGAAGAAAAAUUAAGCAGCGAUCGAUAUGACAAAUAGAUUUGCAAAGGAAAUAUUUCUAUUGCGAUAACUUCGAAUUAUUUAUUCGCAGACAAUAGAUAGCUUAUGAACGAACAUGGACGAUUUGAUAAAACUCGAUAAUGUUAAUAAGUAAGCUUUACAAACAAAUUCAAACAACGUAAUAUCAUUUUAUAAUCCGUAGAGAACAUUUAGGCAAGUAAUCUAGAACACGAAAAUUAAUAUUUCGCUUAUGUAUCGUUAUAAGGAUCUAAACUUGCUAAAAAUUACAAAUACAACGUCAUUGGAAAGAUUCGAUCUGGUUCAAUUUAGUCUUCGUGCACUUUUCCUUUUUACGAUAAUUUUCGACGUCUCAUCCUUUCUCACUACAUAAAUCCUAUUAAGUACAAAUUAAAUAUUUCUUCCGUCAAAGUUUUUGAAAGAACAUGUAUUUUACAAGAGCAAUCAAUUUUCACAUGUUCAUCCAUCUAUAUCUUCCAAAAAAAAAAAAAAAAAAAAAAAUAUAUAUAGAUUUUAGAGGUUUGUCUUUUACGGUCAACCGAAUGCAAAACUUAAGCGAUCAAUUUCUUAAUUCUUAUUUUUAUUUCAGAGAUGUAUUACAGAACAUCUCCCCUCGCCUCUCUAGCCGAUAAACACUCGAUGCAAUAGUUCUUUGACUCGAACUAGCCCGAGACGUUUCUCAACGAUGUUUUUUUCAUCGUUCAAGAAGCGAACUGCAUCGCAUCCAUGUACGCGGCUGAUCUUACACGAAUGUAAAACAACUGGAAGGCCGGUAUUCCCGAUGCGUACGAAACGCGGAUUGGAACGCAUUCGCCUUGUAAUGUAACGAGCGCGUAAAACUCGAGACUGCUUGUAUACACGCGGAGGUACUUUAUCGACAAGCAGCGCCAUACGGCGGUCGAACGAGUGCGUAAACGUUAUGCGAGAAAACCGCCGGUGUUUCUAGU